Molecule: messenger RNA, 5647 nt
Organism: Danio aesculapii
Lineage: Eukaryota; Metazoa; Chordata; Actinopteri; Cypriniformes; Danionidae
Product: E3 ubiquitin-protein ligase HECW1
Exons: 29
Coding region: 110-4804 (1564 amino acids)
Biological process (GO): regulation of dendrite morphogenesis
Molecular function (GO): protein binding; ubiquitin-protein transferase activity
Source: RefSeq, a predicted model, not a curated record
GUUCGGCUUGAGGAUUGCAGUUUGACCCGCUGAGCUAGAGCCCGGAGCUGGAGCAUGAUCCACCGGCGGAUCUUUUUGUCUCAGGAUCUGAUGUGCUUUGAGACUCAUAAUGCUGCUCCACCUGUGUAGUGUAAAGAACCUGUACCAGAGCAGGUUUGUGAGUCUGGCGGCGAUGGCGUCUCCGUCGCGCAGUUCUCCGAUGCGCCGGCGCUGGAAAGACGGUUCUCGAUUCGGUUUCGCUCAGACGGACCGAUCGCUCCAUCGCUCGACCAGCGACACUGACCUGCUGACCUUACAGAGCCGCUCCACCCUGACAGUAAGCUCCUCCCACUACUGCAUCGGCCAAUCAGAGGACAUCUGCAUCUGCUGGGACAUCAAGGAGGAGGUGGAGCCUGGAGACUGGAUCGGCAUGUACCUCAUCGAUGAGGUUUUGUCUGAGAAUUUUCUGGACUAUAAGAGUCGUGGUGUGAGCGGAUCCCACAAAGGCCAGAUCAGAUGGAGGAUUGACGCCAGCCUCUACUUCAUGGAAGCUGAGACGAAGAUUUGCUUCAAAUAUUAUCAUGGUUUGAGUGGAGCCCUCAGAGCCACAACACCCAGUGUGACGGUCAGGAACACAUCCGCCUCUGCGCUGAAGCCGGUCAUCAGUCCGGAUCUCCCUCAGUCUCUGGGCAGCAGGAGACUCAUCAGCUUCUCCCUCUCCGAUGUGCAGGCGGUGGGUCUGAAGAAGGGGAUGUUCUUCAAUCCAGACCCGUAUCUGAAGAUCUCCGUCCAGCCUGGAAAACAGAGUUUAUUCCCUGCGCUUCCACACCACGGGCAAGAGAAACGCUCCAGCAUCGUCUGCAACACCGUCAGCCCCGUCUGGAAGAGAGAGCGGUUUAACUUUGUGUCGCUGCCGACGGAUGUUUUGGAGAUCGAGGUUAAAGAUAAGUUUGCGAAGAGUCGACCCAUUAUUAAACGCUUUCUGGGGAAGCUGGUGGUGCCGGUGCAGAGGCUGUUGGAGAAACACGCCAUCGGGGACCGUGUGGUGAGCUACACUUUAGGCCGGUGGCUUCCAACAGAUCAUGUCAGCGGCCAGCUUCAGUUUCGCUUCGAGAUAACUUCAUCAAUCCAUCCAGAUGAUGAGGAAGUGUCUCUCAAUGCAAUGCCAGUCUUUGAUGCAGAACCUGACCAGCAGAUGGAUCCGGAGCCCAUUGAAGACCCACCACCAGCUUCUAAUCUCCCAGUGGAGGAUGCAUUAAGUCUAGAACCUGACAUGCCUGAACCUCCACCUGAAUGCCUUCCAGAAAUCGAGACUCGGGAUUCAGUGCUGCUUACAUCUCCAUCUGAGCCCAGUAAAGAAACCCAACCUGAAGGAGAUGAGGACAUGGUAACAGCUCAAGGAGAGACACUAAUGAAUGAAACCACUCUAGGAGAAACUGCAGAACAAGACCCCGGAAUAAUGGAGGAUAAUGGAGAGGCGCUGGAAGAAACUAUGGCUGAGACUCCAUCAGAAGUACUGGAUAACCAUGAGGCUGAACAUACUGAUGGAGUAAAUGAACAAAAUGAAGAGCAUGACGUUGAAAUGGGCUCAGAACAUGUUGAUCUAAUGGUGGAUGCAGAUGAAGAAUGUUCCCCAAGGGUACGAGUUCCCUUAAAGCGCAAGAAUCGACCGUGUUCACUUCCAGUAUCUGAAUUAGAGACGGUUAUCGCCUCGACUUGUGAAGAACCCGAAACGCCUCGCUCUCAUUACAUCCGCAUUCAUCAUCUACUCCACAGUUUGCCAUCAGCUCAGUGCCGAGAUGAAGACGAUGAAGAGGAUGCACCCGAUCCCGAAUCUUCAGAGGAAAUCACUGUCAAACCUCAAGAAGAUAAAGAUGAUGAAGAUGAGAUAUCAGAAGCUCAGUCUCCGUCAGUUGUUCCUGAGUGUCCCAGACCGUGUUGCAGGCGAAUUUUACCGCGUAGCCUCUCAAUUGAGCGUCUUUCUGAACUGAACCAUCUUCUGGAGGGAGAAAGACCCUCGCCGUCCACCCUCCGAAUCUACAGUGAAGACGGGGAUUCGGGAAGAAGAAGGGAGCCUCGGGAAAGCGAGUGUGAAUUUUGUGAUAACUCCUGCUAUAGUACGUCGUGUUACAGCACGUCCUGUUACAGCACCUCGUGUUACAGCACAAAUUCGGGUUACGAGGGCCGAAACCGGCUGUGCAGCCACACGCGCCUGUCCUCGGUGGACAGCACCCGCCUGUCGGAGAGCACGGUUUUCUCUUCGCAGGAGGACGAGGAGGAAGAAAACAGCGCGUUCGAGUCGGUGUCUGACUCCAUGCGGAGCCCAGAUGUGCGGGAGCCGGGAGGAGGGUCUGUCCAGUGGAGGGGGUCGUCUUCAGAAGAGAGUCCUCUGGGGGAUGCGGAGGUGGAGUCGCCGCCUGUGGCUGGACCCAGUGUUAGGCCAACAGGCAGUUUUCAUUUGCACUGCAGUCAUCAUGCAAUCACACAGACUCCUGAUUUGCGGCCUGAUCCCCAUCAUUACCCCAGUGUUGAUCAACCAUUACCACCAAAUUGGGAGGCGCGUGUGGACAGUCACGGUCGUGUCUUUUAUGUGGAUCAUGUGAACCGAACAACAACAUGGCAGAGACCCAUUCAUGCAGCCAAACGCUCCGCCAUGCAGAGAUCGGGAUCCACACACCAGAUGGAGCAGCUCAACCGCAGGUAUCAGAAUAUUCAGAGGACGAUGGCGAGUGAAGACGAGCCUGUAAACACUCACAGAUCUGAGAGAAACACUGGAGAAACUGAGAGCGAAUCCACAACACAGUCCACAGAUCAGAGAAGAGACGGUCCUUCAUCUCCCGUCAACAACCCGAGCGUCUCUCAGCUGCUUCAGUGUCCCGCCGUCAAGUUCAUCACUCACCCAGAAUUCUUCACUGUCCUCCAUGCAAACUACGGCGCGUAUCGGAUGUUCACUAACAGCACCUGCCUGAAGCACAUGGUUCUGAAGAUCCGCAGAGACGCACGAAACUUUGAGCGAUAUCAACACAACCGAGACCUCGUCACCUUCAUCAAUAAGUUCGCUGACACUCAUCUGGAGCUGCCGAGGGGCUGGGAGAUCAAAACUGACCCGCAGGGAAAGUCCUUCUUCGUGGACCACAACAGUCGAGCGACCACCUUCAUGGACCCCCGGAUUCCCCUUCAGAACGGCCGCCUGCCGAAUCACCUCAUACACAGACAACACCUGCAGAGACUGCGCAGCUACAGCGCCGGGGAGGCAUCAGAAGUGUGUCGCAGCAGAGGAGCGUCUCUGGCGAACAGAUCUGGCCUAGUGUCCGCCGUCAGGAGCCCAAACCAGCCGGAUUCAGUGCCUCACGCCUACAAUGACAAGAUUGUGGCUUUCCUCCGUCAACCAAACAUACUGGACACGCUGCAGGAGCGACAGCCGAGUCUAUCCAGAAACCACACACUCAGGGAGAAAAUCCAUUACAUCAGGACUGAAGGAGCUCAAGGUGUGGAAAAGCUGUCCUGUGAUGCGGAUCUGGUGAUGCUGCUGAGUCUGUUUGACGAGGAGAUCAUGUCGUUUGUCCCCCCGCACUCCUUCCACCCGGGACUCAGCUUUUCUCCACGCUGCUCUCCCGGAUCCUCACCGCAGAACUCACCUGGCUUGCAGAGGGCCCGAGCGCCGGCUCCAUACCGUAGAGACUUUGAGGCAAAACUGCGCAACUUCUACAGGAAACUGGAGGCUAAAGGCUAUGGACAGGGGCCCGGGAAAAUUAAGCUGAUCGUCAGAAGAGAGCACCUACUGGAGGGCACGUUUAAUCAAGUGAUGGCGUACUCGCGCAAAGAGCUCCAGAGAAACAAACUCUACAUCACUUUUGUUGGAGAAGAAGGUUUGGACUACAGCGGCCCGUCUCGGGAGUUCUUCUUCUUGUUGUCUCAGGAGCUUUUUAACCCAUAUUACGGUCUGUUCGAGUACUCUGCUAACGACACGUAUACGGUGCAGAUCAGCCCCAUGUCUGCGUUUGUGGAGAAUCAUCUGGAAUGGUUUCGUUUCAGUGGCCGUAUUUUGGGUCUGGCUCUGAUCCAUCAGUAUCUGCUGGAUGCUUUCUUCACUCGGCCGUUCUACAAGGCUCUGCUCAGACUAGUGACAGAUUUAAGUGAUCUGGAGUAUCUGGAUGAGGAGUUUCACCAGAGCUUACAGUGGAUGAAGGACAACGACAUCACUGAUAUUCUGGAUCUCACGUUCACAGUCAACGAGGAGGUCUUCGGACAGGUGACGGAGAGGGAACUGAAGUCUGGAGGCUCCAACAUUCAGGUGACGGAGAAGAACAAGAAAGAUUACAUCGAGCGAAUGGCAAGAUGGAGGGUGGAGAGGGGGGUCAUGCAGCAGGCCGAAGCCCUCGUCAGAGGUUUCUAUGAGGUGGUGGACUCGCGUCUGGUGUCAGUGUUUGAUGCUCGUGAGCUGGAGUUGGUCAUUGCAGGAACGGCUGAGAUUGACUUGAGCGACUGGAGAUCCAACACUGAGUAUAGAGGAGGUUAUCAUGAUGGACACAUGGUGAUGCGCUGGUUCUGGGCGGCAGUGGAGCGCUUCAACAAUGAGCAGCGGCUGCGUUUGCUGCAGUUUGUGACGGGAACCUCCAGUGUUCCCUAUGAGGGAUUCGCAGCGCUGCGCGGGAGCAACGGCCUGAGGCGAUUCUGCAUUGAGAAGUGGGGAAAGGUUACUUCUCUGCCCAGGGCACACACAUGCUUCAACCGUCUGGAUCUGCCUCCAUAUCCCUCAUACACUAUGCUCUAUGAGAAACUCCUGACCGCUGUGGAGGAGACCAGCACCUUUGGUCUGGAGUGAAGCAUUUUUUUAUAUUACUGCAAAUGCAUUUUCAAGGACUCAAUCCACAAGAGACUUUGUAAUGAUUUUUAAACUAGGAUUUUGUUUAAAAUGACUUGAAAUAGCAUGUUUCUGCACUAAAAUACUAUAUAUAUAGUAAUUUUUCCAUAUGUGCGAGAUUAUGGGGACAGAAGCAAACACGUAUGCAAUAGUAAAAACCAGACUCCAGCCUAUUGUAUUCAAAUGAAGGAGUAGCAUCCGGCUUUCCAUUGAUUUUUCAGUGUCUCCCUUUUUUCCAGCAGUUUUGGUGCUUAUUACUAUUCAUUUUCCCCAUAGGGAUUUAAAGAUUUUGAUCAAUUAUUUUUAAACCAUGAAAGAAAACAACCAGUAUAUAGAGAUAAGUCAGAAAGACAAAGAUACAAAACUUUAACUAAUUAUAAAAAGGGAAAAAACUACAAUGGCAACAAUACAGUCAAAUUUAAAGGAGGGAGAAAUAUGAAACUAUUCAUUUAAAGUUGUUUAUUGCAUCUGUGCAAGUAAUAUAUUUCAGGUUUAUUGAAAAAUAUGCAUAUAUUUACAAAUAUACAAGUACCUUUGCAGAGUUUUAUGCAAGUGGGCGGAGCUGAAGAUCUCUUGGCGUGAUUUGCUUGCUGCAACUCUCUGAUUGGUGGAAUUUUCUGCACAGCAUCAUGGGUAAUGUAGUUUUUCUGCACCAAUCUCGCAAUUAUACAUGUUUAAAAAUAUAAAAAGAAUUCAUGCAAAAAAAUGGAGUUUAGCAAACUUAUCUCACAACUGUGUUUAAAUGUUUGUUCUUUUCCCCCAUGGAGAAAAUGAAUGAGUUUUUACUUCAGAAACCCAAACGUU